Molecule: messenger RNA, 1201 nt
Organism: Aspergillus homomorphus CBS 101889
Lineage: Eukaryota; Fungi; Ascomycota; Eurotiomycetes; Eurotiales; Aspergillaceae
Exons: 2
Coding region: 54-1091 (345 amino acids)
Source: RefSeq, a predicted model, not a curated record
GAGCAAUCCAUCUUCUCCUUUCAUCCUUCAAUAUACUUGGUCUACCAGUGAAAAUGCCGCUCCAUCUCCUAGGGAAGAAAUCAUGGAACGUCUACAACUCAGAGAACAUCGCUCGCGUGCGGCGCGACGAGGCGCAAGCCAAAGCUCAGGAGGAGGAAGAGGAGCGCCGCAUGCAGGAAGUCGACGCUGAGCGAAGAAUCCAAAUCCUGCGCGGAGAACGACCCUCAAGCCCACCCCCACCGCCGCCGCCGCAGUCCUCGGUUUCCUCAACUGAUAAACACAGGUACUCGGAGGAGGCCGGGCGACACAGGAAGAGGAGACGACUAGCUGGGGAGAACGAUACAGAUAGGGAUAUCAGAUUUGCCCAGGAGGACGCCAAAAUGGCCCGAGCUACACAGGACCGGCAGGCUCGUGUCCGUUCAAGCGACGCACCCCUUCACGAUAGCACCGGACAUAUUGACUUAUUCCCCUCGGAAACGGCCCGCAAACCAGCCGAGAAGAAUGCAGAAGCAGAGAAGGAGUCUACUGAGAGGCAAAGAAGGUUCGAGGACCAAUAUACCAUGCGCUUUUCUAAUGCGGCGGGUUUCCGGCAAUCCGUCGGUCAGAAUCCUUGGUAUUCGUCGUCUCGAACCGAUACACAGACGUCGGAAGCCAUGCCGAGCAAGGAUGUCUGGGGUAAUGAGGAUCCUUUGCGGAAAGAAAGAGAAAAGGCCAGGAUGGAUGCCAACGAUCCUCUAGCGGCAAUGAGAAUAGGUGUCCAACAGCUCCGCUCAGUUGAGAGGCAAAGGAACAGAUGGAACGAGGAACGGAAGCGCGAGCUUGAGGAAAUCAAGUCUGUGGAAAAGCGCCGGUCGCGUCAUCGUAGAAAAAGGUCUGCAUCACAGGACAGCCUCGAGGGUUUCAGGCUCGAUGCUUCUCCAGACAGCUCGCGGAAGUCCCAUGACCCAAGUUCCCGUCGACAUCAUCGCAGAGACAGAAGCCGAGAUCGCUCGCAUCAUCGACAUUCACAUUCCAAGUCAGAUUCUCAUCAUCGCCGCCAUGACCGCCAUCGAGGGACGGAGUCAAGGAAUCGAGCGACACAUGCAGAGUAGCAUUCACAAACUUGACUACUCACUAUGCGAUCAUAACAUGAGCAGCUCUCUCAUCCAAAACUAGGUGAUGUACCAUUACAAAGUAAAAGAGCUACCAUGCUUACACGUUG